Aphanomyces invadans is the source of this 2280-nucleotide messenger RNA. RefSeq lists its product as hypothetical. The record is from RefSeq and is a predicted model, not a curated record. Bases 1 to 2004 code for a protein of 667 amino acids. The transcript has a single exon. NCBI's taxonomy places the organism in Eukaryota, Oomycota, Saprolegniomycetes, Saprolegniales, Verrucalvaceae.
AUGGAUGUCAUUGUCAUUUUCACGGCCAAAAUGGGAAUCGCCGAGGCGCAGCUCGCGACGUCGUCGAUGCACUCAAACGGUACACACCGGUCUUCGUCAGUCGGGGUCUUGACGUAUGCGGCCGAGAUGCCACAGUACUUCGUGGACUUCCUUGUCAAGGCAACGGGGCUGUCGCUGAGCGCGACGGCAAAGUACGAGUGGCGCCAGUUUGCACUGACAGGGUCUGUCCUCGACAUUUUUUUGGCCGACAAGAAGACGCACUCGUUCCGUGCGUCCGAAGUCUCGAUCCACUUCAUGUCCGAGUGCUUUUAUCGCCUCGACGCCAAGGGCAAGCGGCAGUUGGUCCUAAAAGUGCCAUCGCGGUCCCGCUUGACCAAGUUUCAGCACGUGCUCCACCUGGCCGCGGCGACCACGACGUGGGUCCCGCCUGUCACCGACGUGCUGACGACUCUGGUCGGUGUGGCGACGGACAUUGUCGAAGCGGACGCGUCGACGCCGUCCAAACUCGCCACGUCGACCGUCACGAUCCGGGCGAUUCAAUCGCAUGUGGCCGAAAUGCAUUCCAUGUACCAGUUGCAAGCGUCGUGCUCGUCCAUGGAGGAGCUCUACGACCACUUGCUGUCCAUCGAAGCCGACUAUUGCACGAACGUCAACUCAAACAACUUUGCACACACCGUGCACAAGCUGCACCCAUUGCAAUACGUUUGUUCCAAGGGCCGCCGGGAUCUGUACCGCCAAGCGCUUCGCGACAAGUUGUCCGUGUGUCCUUACGUGUCGUGCGGCCAUCCCAUUCCCCUCAAUAUCAUGUACAAGAUCCACAUCAAGUCGGAGGCGGUGCGUUGCGUGCGGUGCAACAACGUGCUAUCUGUGGGAGCGUUCAAAAUCGCUGCGUUCAUCGCCGAGUCGCCGCAGUUUAUCAUCGACCACGAGCUCCGAAACAAUCCGCAGUGUCUCGUCGUUCAGACGCCGGGAAUGCCUGCGAACGGCAGCAUCGAGUCGUUCAUGAACGAGCUGCGGCGCCGCAUGCGUGAGGCGUCUCCGAAUGGUAGCCACGAUGCCGUCGCGACGCUCCAGGCCCAGGUCGCGACCCAAGUCAAGAAGCACCUGACCAACGAAGUCGGGGCGUUCGAGAUCGACCUCGUUCAGGCCAUGAUCCGGCAACUCGACUUUUGCAACAAAAUGUGCCCAAACAUGGAGUACUGGACCAACCCGGUCGUGCUCCACGCGUCCAUCAUUCGGUACCACAAGUUUAUGCACCUCAUGAAGAUCAAAACGAACGAACAUGCCAUGCUCGUGCCGACGUCCGACAUUGACUUGGUCUGGCACACGCACCAAAGCGACCCCGCCGCCUACGGCAACUUUUGCCGGUCUGCGAUCGGUCGCCUGGUCAACCACGAUGACACGAUCGAGGGCGGCGACCUGCGCAAGGGAUACGCCGACACGUUUGUGACGUGGUCCGAGCUAUUUGACGAACCGUACUCGUCGUUCGCGCCGAGCUACAAGUCGUGGACGACCGAAAAAAUCAACACGGCGAUCAACCACCACUUUUUGAAGAAAAAGUGGCAAAAGCACGCGCGGGUCCCGUCCCGCGACUGCCGCUUCUUUGGUGUGGAUGAAUCGUUCGCCGUGGAAGCGCUGCCGUAUGCGAUGGCCGUGGUCGUCCCCGACGAAAAAGCCGUCGUGGCGUCCAAAACGCCAAUUCCCGAAGCGCUAUCUGUCUACAUGGCGGUGAUCGGAACACCCGUCAUGGAUGGCCGCGUGCGCUUGCAGUAUUCUCGCCACAACUACCUGAUGGAGGACGGCGGCCUCGGCUACGUCUAUUACGGCGGAUGCGGCGUCAUGUUCUACGGCGGCUGCAUGGGCAUGUACGGACUUGGCAUGCACGGCUACUAUGGCGGGUGCGGUGCUGCUGGGUGUGCAGCUGGAGGCUGUGGCUCUGGUGGGUGUGGUGCCGGCUGUGGCGGUGGGUGCGGCGGCGGCUGCGGUGGUGGUUGUGGAGGUUAAACUCGCCAAAUAAUUUCCCGUGUUGGGAAUGCAUAUUCAGGGCUGCCGUUUUCUUGGUUGAGUUGCGCGAUCACAGGACUUUGAUAAGCAUGCCGCUGCUCGAACGAUACUGCACAGGAACGAAGUCAACCGAGUUCAUCUUCUAGUGCUGACGACUCCUUCACGAUCUUACCAUCGGACGACGAUCUGGACCGGGUCAGCAAUAAACGAGCCUCCAGCGGGAGAGGAAGACCAGCCCUAGAAACCAUCACUAUUGUCUUCACCAUCAAACACGCG